GAGAGGUGCAUGGGAGGCGCAGACAAAAAGGUAGAGAAAUGUAACAGAAAACAUUGAGAGGCGAAUAGAAAUCCACUCAUGAUACCCCGGGUGUAAAUGUGUCAAAGCCUACAUGAAGAAAAAAAAGUUUUGAGUUGAACAAGAAGUGCGUAGAAAGGAGAGAGGGAGGGAUGGGGGCAUCGGUGCGCGCUGGGAACCGUCCGAACAACAGCAGAAAGACGGAUAUUCUCUGCCUCAGGACACACCCUCCAUGCUCUCUCUCUCUCUCUCUCUCUCUCUCUCUCUCUCUCUCUCUCUCUCUCUCUCUCAUUGUUUCCCACACUUGCUCUGUCGCCGCUGGGCUUCGUAUCGGCUUGACAAAUGACCAGCGAGCUGCUUGGAUGAGAAGAGCGCAUAGUGAAGUCAUUCCGCUGGAGAGACGCAACUUUAGUGGCAGCUUCGUCAAGGCAGCUUUGCGCAUCGCAAAAGAGGACGAAUUCAGAUGCAAUUCAUAUUUUCUGCAUGCGAGACACAAGAAGAGAAGAAGAGAGAGUGCCAGCUAAUUAGGAUGAGAGUUCAAGUCAACUGAGCCGGCAGAUUGGACCCUUAAAGCCUCUUAACGCAGGUGGUGGGCGGAAUACAGCACGAGGGGAGUGUGUUUGAAUUGUGUUUGUGUGCAUGUAUCACUCCCAGUGGAAUUACACUCUGGACACAGCGGCAAAAGGAGGGGGUGAUCAGGUGUGUUUAGUGUAUGGGUGGAUGCAAGGGGGUAAAUCCAAGAGGAGACAGAGGUAGUUAUGGAUUCUCUGACCAGGACGCGAUGAAGAAGCUCUGUGGGAGUUCCUGGAUUUAAGAGCGGCGAAAAGGAUAGCUGGAAAGACGGGCGGACUCAGGGAGCAAGAAGGAGGAGGUGGAGGAGAAGAAAGAGGAGGAGGAGGGGGACACCAGCAUCGCCAAAGCGCACAACACGGUCCCCAGUCCCUUGACGCAGGGAUGGAGAGCACGAGAGCGCACAGGAAAACUCUGCUGAAUAUGACAAACAGGAGGGGAAAGAUCACUGGAUCAACGGCCAUGAUGAGUGACCCACCCAAGGGACACCUCCACCUGCGGCGGGCUGUGAUUUUUCUCCUUGCGCUCACUAUACAACCGCAGGUUGUUUGUGCUGUCGGGAUGUUCGAGCUUCAGAUCCGUCACUUCCGGAACCCGCACGGAAUCCUGCAAAAUGGAGACUGCUGCGACCUCCCAGCCAUUGGGGGGCAGCGCUGCUCUGCCAGGGACCAAUGUGACACAUACUUCCACGCCUGCCUCAAGGAGUACCAGGCCCGGGUCUCACCCACUGGAACCUGCACCUUUGGGUCAGGCAGCACAGGGAUUCUGGGUGGAAACUCUCAGUCACUCCACCACCGAGGACACGAGGGAGGAGGAGGAGGAGGAGGAGGCGAGGAUGGGACUAAUGGACACAUUGUCAUUCCCUUCAAGUACGCCUGGCCAAAAUCCUUCUCUCUGGUGUUGGAGGCUCUGGACUUCGACAACGGCACGUCAGAGUCAGGUCAGAUGAUUGAGCGAGUCCUCCUCUCCUCCAUGUUGAACCCUGGGGAGCAGUGGCAGACGUACAGACACCACGGGCGCGCUCUCAGCAUGGAGUAUCGGCUUCGCUUCCGCUGUGACUCGAACUACUACGGUCCUUUCUGCAACAAGUUCUGCAGGGCCCGCAACGACUUCUUCGGUCACUUCAACUGCGACCCCAGCGGCUCCAAAGUCUGCAUGGAGGGCUGGACUGGACCAGAGUGCGAAGAGGCAAUGUGUAAGCAGGGGUGUCAUCAGGUCCAUGGUUCCUGUACUGUCCCUGGUGAAUGCAAGUGUCAUUAUGGCUGGAAGGGCCCUCUGUGUGACCAGUGUGUGACAUUCCCGGGCUGUGUGUACGGAAGCUGCGCCGAGCCCUGGCAGUGUGUGUGCGACGUUAACUGGGGAGGACUGCUGUGUGACAAAGAUCUCAACUACUGUGGCACCCACCAGCCCUGCAGGAAUGGUGGGACCUGCACCAACACAGAGCCAAACGAGUACCAGUGUGAGUGCCAGGAGGGUUUUAAAGGACGAAACUGCGACAUAGUGGAACACGCAUGUUUGUCAUUCCCAUGUAUGAACAAAGCUACCUGUGUAGAGGACCCAACCGGCUUCAGCUGCAUCUGUCCUGAUGGCUGGACCGGACCGACCUGCGCUGAAGCGGUGAGGCAGUGUGAUCGGAGCCCCUGUGGACGUGGAGCAACGUGUGAGGAGACUCCUGGAGGUUACCGCUGUGUCUGCCCGCCAGGGUGGACUGGACGCACGUGCCAGCUGGACACCAAUGAGUGUGAAAUGAAUAUUUGCGUCCACGCCCGCUCUUGUCGCAACCUGAUCGGUGGAUACCUGUGUGACUGUCUCCCUGGAUGGACGGGGUCCAACUGUGACAUCAGGAACAGCAGCUGUCAGGGUUUGUGUUUGAACGGAGGACAGUGUGAGGACCAGGUGUCAGGGUCCAGAUGCUUGUGUCCACCUGGUUUCUCUGGGAAAUAUUGCCAAAAUCGUCCAAAUGCCUGUGAAAGUACCCCUUGUCUGCAUGGAGGACAAUGUGUGGAGAAGGAUGGACGGACCGUAACCUGCAACUGUGCCCAGGGAUAUUCAGGAAGCUUUUGUGAGACGCCUUUAGAUCUAUGCAAUCCCAACCCCUGCCAGCAGGGGGUAUCCUGUCACAUCAUAGAGGGAAGGUACAUUUGUGCCUGCCCUGAGGGUUACUAUGGUAAUGAGUGCAUGAGCAUCAAGAAUCCCUGCAUUGGUCAACACUGUCCAGGAGCCAUGUCUGACCCCACACACCGGGGUAUCAGCUUCUACAUCAUCCUGGUGGGCAUCUUAGCUUUAGUGACAGUGUGUGGCUGUGCUGCCUGUGCCUUCAUCCUCUCCCACCUCCAUCGGAAGAGGAAAAAGCAGCAGGCUGUCCCACAGGAAGAAGGCAUCAACAACCAGAGGGAGUUUGCCAACCUCAUCAGAAAUGUGGACCGUCCCGUGCCCCUCCUGCCCCCCGCCGUCCCACCCUCACAGCCUCCAGCCCCUCCCCCCGUCACACGAUGCUACGAGGAGAUUGAACUGACCCUGCCACCCUCACCCGCACCUUCACACCCCUCUCCGGCACUGAAGCCAGCUCACGGGCCCAAACUGGACAUUUCAAACCGUGAGAGGGAAAAGUUGAACCGCUUUUACUACACAGACAGCCAGGAGGUGGAGGCCUGAUGUUGAAAAGGAGCUCCUUUCUAAGCUUCACUUCUUUGUUCUUCGCACUGUCUCGCUCACAGAGACCUGUCCCCAGUUUCUUGCACUGCUGCAGUCAUGAAAAUGGAGAGACCCUUUUACCUUUAUGUGCUCAGAUAGUUACCUGAGGAGUGAAGGCUGCUAAGUAGAGGCUCAAAAGUCUUACUGUGUCAUUUUAUUUGACCUAUUAUCUACAAAUACGAGAAGCAGCAAGUGCGUGAAUUUUGACUGAAACACUCAUCUUGACUCUUGUAUUUUGGAGACCUACAGACUUGCCUCGGAGUGCCUGAGAUACUGUUAAGAGAAAAAAGAGGAUCAUCCUCUGUAGGAACCUGUUUUUGUGGUCCAUGAUGCCAUUUGAUUUGUGUUCAGACUGAACUCUGACUGAUCAAGAUCAAUGAAUGGAUGCUUAUUUAACACUUGGUGUGUUUCUGUGUCUGGUUGUGUGUAUGUGUGUGUGGCCGUGAAAUAGAGAGUGUUUUAUUAUGAGUGUAUGUGUUGAAAAAAGAAAGGAUAAAGACAAGAAAAGACAAAGUUCAUACACAUGUCAAAAAGAGAGUGAACUCCUGCUCCAGAGGCAGUGUUUUCAAACUAUACACUGUUGCCUAAUGUCUCUGAUAUAUCACAGUUUGUUAAAGAUGUAUGAUUUUUUCAUACCUGUGUGUAAAAUAGCUUUUUUGUACAUGAAUAUAUUGUACAUAUUGAUGCUCUUUUUGUACUGUGGUUUGGUCGAAACAUAUCACUUUAAUACUGUGCUCUGUUUGUCCCAUUUCACUUUCUAUUUGGAGCAACCAGCACAUGUGGAUCGUAAUAAAAGUGCAUUUACCAAUUA
Messenger RNA from Notolabrus celidotus (New Zealand spotty), 4093 nucleotides. Its product is annotated as protein jagged-1b. Gene Ontology annotation, molecular function: calcium ion binding. Gene Ontology annotation, biological process: cell communication; axon guidance; Notch signaling pathway. Lineage: Eukaryota; Metazoa; Chordata; Actinopteri; Labriformes; Labridae. Gene Ontology annotation, cellular component: membrane. The record is from RefSeq and is a predicted model, not a curated record. The transcript is spliced from 14 exons. The coding region runs from base 973 to 3243 and encodes 756 amino acids.